Messenger RNA from Syngnathoides biaculeatus (alligator pipefish), 3718 nucleotides. It is a transcript of the gene palm1b, whose product is annotated as paralemmin 1b. The transcript is spliced from 7 exons. Gene Ontology annotation, biological process: regulation of cell shape. The record is from RefSeq and is a predicted model, not a curated record. Gene Ontology annotation, cellular component: membrane. The coding region runs from base 376 to 1038 and encodes 220 amino acids. Lineage: Eukaryota; Metazoa; Chordata; Actinopteri; Syngnathiformes; Syngnathidae.
UUACAACCUGCCUCCCAACCGCCGCCCAUGCACGGAGCUCCGCCGAGUGCGUCGAGGCGCAGCGCCGCGGGGGUGUCGCCGCCACAGUCGGCCUGAGAAGCGCGCCGAGACGACCGGCAUCACCGAGGAGGAGGAGGAGGACAACAACGGGGACGACGAGGAGGAGGAGAAGGAGGAGGAGGUGGACUUGUGAGAAGAAGGAGUGGAGGGGAGGAGAGGGAGAAACAAACACCACGCGUGUUUUCUUUCUUUCUUUCUUGGGGGGGUGACGGUGGAAAGGCGAAGAAGGGAUCACCCAGCGGGGACGAGUGUAACCGGACAUGUUUACGGCAGCGCUCCGUCACGUCAUAUCGAUCUGUUGUGCGGCUGAUAAGGAUGGAUGACGUGUCGCAAGAAGAGAGGCUCCAGGUCAUCGCCGAGAAAAGGAAGAAGCAGACAGAGAUUGAGAACAAGAGGAGGCAGCUGGACGAUGACAGACGACAACUACAACAUCUCAAGUCCAAGGCGUUGCGGGAGCGCUGGUUGUUAGACGGCGCUCCGGCCGAGGAGGAGACUCAGAAGCGUCUCCAGGAGGAGGAGGUCAAGACCAAAAUCCUGGAGCAAGUCAUUCUCAGGCUGGAACAGGAGAUCGAAGAACUGGAGACAGGCGUGCCGGCCAACAAGGGCGUGGCCAAAGAAAACGGAGGAGAAAACGGCGUCGCGCACACCCCCAAGCGGGAGGUAGCCGGGAUGGAGGCCGAGCUGCUGGGCCCAAGCCCAGACCAGGCCAGCGCCGACAACCCCGUCACGCUGGUCUUCAUGGGCUACAAGACCGUGGAGGAGGAGCGGGACGGCCGCCCGGCCGCCGGGGCCGACGGCGACGUCAAGGCCGAGUUCGUGGUGAUCGAGGACGGCGAGGCCAAGCCGGCGGCGGGCGCCGAGGGCGCGGCCGCGGACGGGCAGGCGCCGCCCAACGGGAGCGUGGCGGAGAAGGAAAAGGCCGAAGGGCUGGAGGAGAAGGAGAAGAAAAAGAGCUGCAAGUGCUGCGUGGUCAUGUGAGCUGAGCGAGUGUGCGAGCGCGCUAACGUGCUAGCGCGCGGGCUUGUGCGCCAACGCAUCUGUCCGGUGGCAGAUGCGUACCUUAGCUUUGUGUUUCAGUGUACGUAUGCGUGUGCGUGUGUCAGGACCGUACAAUGCCAACUUCCCACCACCGAGAGCCAAAACAAGCUCCAGCUCCAACAAACAACAACAACAACCACAAAGACUCACAAGUACUCAGCCUUCCUUCCUCUCGUAUUUGACUUUAUGUUCCUAUUGAUAUUUUUCUAUUUUUCUGUCUGUUGUAAUUCAGUAUAUCUUUGUUAUUAUUAUGAUUACGGGACUGUGUACUUUACCGUUUGUUGUUAUUGUUGGAAAGGGAGGAAAUCCGUAGCUGUUUGCUCUCUGGAUUGUACCACUACCCCAUCAAGAAGGGGUGGAAACAAAAUCCGACAAAUCUAAAGAUUUAAAAAAAAAAAAAAAAAAGUCAUUCACAGUCCAAACAAGACACAGAUGCUUGGAAAUAUAUAUAUAUCUCUGUGUAAGCCUAGCUAACUAUUUAUCAGCCAAUUUCAUAUUGCAAUAUUGUCCAAGAUAUUAUUUUGAAUAGUAUUUUAAUAUAUUGAUAUGAAAUUAUGUUUUAUACAGUGUAUUUAUUUGUUUUUUUUGUUUUGUUUGCAGUACUGUGCGUGAUUCAUCAUGGCCGUCACCAUUAACUCGCAUGUAGACUUUGUGUCGUCUUCUUUGAUUAACCCGGGGCAGGAUUUACGCUUCGGGUCCGAGUUCCAAGUUCCCGGUUCGGAUUUAUGGCCGACGGUACCACGUAGACCACGUCAGGUGACACACAUCCGACACGGGUGCGUGUGCAGAUAAGCCAAGUUGUAACGAACCAGGCGUAAACAGGUAAUUACAUAAAUACAAAUGACAAAGGUGAGACGGUGUGCGUGUGGUUGGUCUGUGCCGACUUCCACGUGGCGCAAAUGUCGCCAUUAAUUUUCCUUUUGCCAUAUUUCAUUGUGCUCUCGCUGCAGUUUGGAUUUACAGCUUUUUUUUUAUGUUGUGUUAUGUUUCCCGGCCUUUUUUUUGGGGGGGGGGGGCACGUAUUUAACAUCAGAGAAAUCCCACGGCAUGCCGACAAACAAAAAUGUUCCCAAGAAAAGUUGAAAAUAACGAUGAGCCAAUCCCAAUUGACUCACGAGUUUAUGAAGUGUGAAAUUUUGGGGGUCUUUUUGUGGAUCAUGUGGUAAAGCGUUGGCCUCGCAGUUCUGAGGUCCCGGGUUCGGUCCCGGACCCGCCAGUGUGGCUUUUCUCCGGGUGGGCACUUCGGUUUCCUCUCACCUCCCAAAAACAUGCAACAUUAGUUGGAUGCUCUAAAUUGCCCCAAGGUGUGAUUGUGAGUGCGACUGUUGUCUGUCUUCAUGUGCCCUGCCAUUGGCUGGCGACCAGUUCAGGGUGUGCCUGUUGACAGCUGGGAUCGGCUCCAGCACUCCCCGCGACCCUUGUGAGGAUAAGCAGUGAAGAAAAUGGAUUAAUUGGACACUCUAAAUUGCCCCUUGGUGUGAUUGUGAGUGCGGCUGUUUGUCUGUAUGUGCCCUGCGGUUGGCUGGCAACCAGUUCAGGGUGUACCCGCCGCCUGCCCGUUGAGAGCUGGGAUAGGCUACAGCACUCCCCGCGGCCCUUUUUAGGAUAAGCGGCGAAGAAAAUGGAUGGAUGCAUGGAUGUAUUAAUUGGACAGUCUAAAUUGCCCCUCGGUGUGAUUGUGAGUGCGACUGUUUAUCUCAAUGUGCCCUGCGAUUGGCCGGCAACCAGUUCUGGGUGUGCCCCGCCUCCCGCCCGUUGACAGCUGGGAUGGGCUCCAGCACUCCUCGCGACCCUCGUGAGGAUAAGCGACAAAGAAAAUGGAUGGAUAGUUGAACCCAAAGCUUUUGUGUCAUGCGACUGGCAAAAGGUUGUGAAUGAUCACUUCUGCCAUCUGGUGGAAGAGCCUUGAAUAGUUUUGCCCAUCACUACAGGUACACUUUGCUGGCAUAGAUAGAUAAAAAAAAAUAUGUAAUUCGUAGUAAGUACAGUCCUCAUUUUUGGGGCAAUUAAGUGAGAUUUAUUUUCAUUUUUCAGCAUUCACAACUUCGAGUCGACGUCGACGAGGUAACUCGUUUUUUUUUUUUUUCCACCACGCCACGCACCACCGAGAACCCGAAACGACGACGCAUAAAUCCGGCCAAAUUGGCGCCACUCGCCGUUCGACCGCGAUAUAUUCCAUCGACGCUUUUGUCAGCAAUGUGUGUGAGAUAUAUGAAACUAUAUAAGUAUAUGUACACGAACGUCACCGCUUUUUUUUUUGUAUGAUUUCAACUGUUACGAACAAGUGAGUUGCACAGCUGCCGGGGUGGGCGAGGGGGGGAGGUCGUCGUUGCUCUCACCGCCGCCCCCGUCAGUCGACUCGUAGCACUGCAUGCAGCCUUGCAACUGUUUUGGACCGUCUUGUCACUGUUCCGUCUCUUUUUUGGUGUGCGCGCUAUCACCUUUUCACGUGAAUGUAAAAGCAAGCAAGCAAGGACGAGGAGGGGUUCUACUGGGUUUUGUUGGCCCGUAAAACAAAAAGAAAGAAGAAGAAGAAGAGGAGGAGUCGGGUUUUGUGCAGCUCACGCUCAAUGCUUUUUGUGUCUUUAUGAACCAAAUAAAAACAGUUGCAACUGUAAAA